Messenger RNA from Colletotrichum scovillei, 2028 nucleotides. RefSeq names its product biotin-protein ligase. NCBI's taxonomy places the organism in Eukaryota, Fungi, Ascomycota, Sordariomycetes, Glomerellales, Glomerellaceae. Gene Ontology annotation, molecular function: biotin--[biotin carboxyl-carrier protein] ligase activity. The transcript has 5 exons. Gene Ontology annotation, biological process: protein modification process. The record is from RefSeq and is a predicted model, not a curated record. Bases 1 to 2028 code for a protein of 675 amino acids. Gene Ontology annotation, cellular component: cytoplasm.
AUGGCCUCACGUAAACUCAACGUGCUGGUCUACACCGGCACCGGCACGACCGUCGAAUCGGUCCGCCACUGCAUCUACUCCCUCCGCCGCCUCCUCUCCCCAACCUACGCCGUCAUCCCCGUCGCCGAGGCCGCCCUCCUAAAAGAACCCUGGCAACCCACCUGCGCCCUCCUCGUCAUCCCGGGCGGCGGCGACCUGGGCUACUGCCGCGUCCUCAACGGCCCCGGGAACCGCCGCAUCGCCGACUACGUCCGCCGCGGCGGCGCCUACCUCGGCUUUUGCGCCGGCGGGUACUACGGCAGCCGCCGGUGCGAGUUCGAGGUCGGCGAUCGGACGCUCGAGGUCAUCGGGUCCCGCGAGCUCGGGUUCUUCCCGGGGACGUGUAGGGGUGGUGCGUUGAAGGGGUUCGAGUAUCAUUCCGAGAGGGGCGCGAGGGUGGUGAGGUUGAGUGUGAAGGAGGGGUUUGGGGAAGGGGAGGAAGUGUUGAGUUAUUAUAAUGGCGGAGGCGUCUUUGUUGAUGCUGAAAAGUUUGAGAAUGUGGAGGUUCUUGCGCAGUAUGCUGAUGAGAUUGCCGUUGAUGGGGGAGCUGGGAAAGCGGCCGUGAUUCACUGCACAGUCGGCUCGGGCAAUGUCAUCUUGACCGGUCCUCAUCCAGAAUUCGCGGCGGCAAACCUCAACCCCCAACCCCAGAUCCCCUCCUACGAAGCCCUCGUGUCCUCACUUGCAGCAGCCGACGCAGCCCGCGUAACCUUCCUCCGCGCAUGCCUCUCCCGCCUCGGUCUAGACCUCAGCGCCGACCCCUCCGCGCCGCCCUCCCUCUCCCGCAUGCACCUUACCUCGGCGAACCACGUCGAAGUCGGCGAGAUGCUCGCGUCCUGGGAGGAGGCUAUUACCCGCGAGACCGGCCAGGGCCAGGAUGCCGAUGAAAAAGAGGAGUACAUCCGCGGCGAGCACGAUGUAUUCCGCAUCGAGAAGCAGUCUUCGCGGUGGGAUGUCGACGAGCUCAGGCAAGCUUUGCCGUCUUCUGAUUCCGGGGACGCAGGAGAAGGCCGGAUGGUGGAUUAUGAUGCCUUGGUCAAGGUAAUUGUCCCGCACGAGGAGGAGUGGCCUGAUGCCAAGGAGACGCCGAGUUUCAACCAUCGGUUGUUCUAUGGCUCUCUCAAGGAGUAUCGCGCGAUUGAGCCUGCGGCGGAGGAGUGGGGUGAUACGCUCAUGUAUGGCGAAGUCGUCACCAGCACAAACACGCUUAUGGAUAAAAACCCCAAACUGCUCGCCCACCUCCCUACCGGCUUCACCCUUACAGCCACAACCCAAGUCGCCGGCCGCGGCCGCGGCACCAACGUCUGGGUCUCGCCAGCGGGCUGCCUCAUCUUCUCUACCGUGAUCAACCACCCGGCACACCUAGCCGCCUCCCACCCAGUCGUCUUCAUCCAGUACAUCGCCGCCAUCGCCAUCGUCGAGGCCGUCAAGUCGUACGACACAGCCUGCGGCGACGUUCCCGUGAAGCUCAAGUGGCCCAACGAUAUUUACUGCCGCGACCCAGCCUCAACCCCGCAAGACCCCUCCUACGUCAAAAUCGGCGGCAUCCUCUCCAACUGCGCCUACUCCCAAGGCGCCUACCAAAUCGUCCUCGGCAUCGGCAUCAACACCACGAACUCGCGCCCCACCACCUCCCUCAACGCCAUCGCUCCGGCGCCCUUGAAGAUGGCGGGCGGCUUCCGCCUCGAGUCGUUGCUGGCGCGGAUCUUGACCCGCAUCGAGGCGCUGUACGCGCAGUUCCGCCGCGAGGGGUUCUCGCGCGACCUCGAGGAGCGGUAUUACAAGCACUGGCUCCACUCGGGGCAGAACGUCACGCUCGAGGCUGAAGCGGGGGCUAAGGCGAAGGUGGUGGGUAUUACGAGGGACUGGGGUAUGUUGAAGGCUGUUGAGGUGGAUGGGAUGGGGAGGGAGACGGGGCGGAUGUGGGCGCUGCAGAGUGAUGAGAAUAGUUUUGAUUUCUGGAAGGGGCUUGUGAAGAGGAAGUUGUAG